Molecule: messenger RNA, 2179 nt
Organism: Fimicolochytrium jonesii
Lineage: Eukaryota; Fungi; Chytridiomycota; Chytridiomycetes; Spizellomycetales; Powellomycetaceae
Exons: 5
Coding region: 123-2081 (652 amino acids)
Source: RefSeq, a predicted model, not a curated record
CCUCUUAUGCCUUCUCCACCCAUGUACUAAUACGUCGUACCCUCAUCCGCGAUUCUUGCAGGACACAAAACUCUGGCGUCGUCCCUAUCCACGUCGGUCUCUUCCCCGGAGACAAGAUUUACAUGUCCGAGCGAGUCCACUAUUACACCGCCGACGCUGGCCAAGGGUGGACCAACGACCAGCUCAAGGCGCUCGCAUCCAUGCCCGUCUCGCAAUGGUACAACGGAAACCCCAACUUUGCAAACACGACCUUCUUCACCGACGCUGCCGAAUUCAACGGCAAUACCGGCAAAUACAUCCCUAUUGACCGUGGGUUCCACAACAACUCGGCCCUGGGACAAUUCCAUGGUUAUGCCUUCUGUGGUGGUCAUACCCAGCUUGCUAACGGCAGUUACUUGGUUGUCGGUGGGGACGAGUUCUGGGACAAACCUUGGAGAGGCCAGAACUACACUUCCAACGGACGAUCUGACAUUCGUGUCGCCCUCGCUUCCACUGAUACCACCGGCCCGCAAUUGAUCCGCGUUGCUGACAUGUACAGGGAUCCCGCCCUCCAGCCCUCUACCCCGGGAGGCUCGACCUACAAGCUCUGGGGUCGUUGGUACCCUUCCGUGAUCACUCUUCCUAGCGAAGAGGCUAUGAUCAUUGGCGGACAGCACUACUACUUCGACCCUGAACAUCCCGAGGCGGAUAACCCUACCUUCGAAAUGUGGUCCCCUGUCACGGGUCCAAUGGGUGCUAGCAAGCGCAUCGAACUUCUCGCAAGGCACUUCCCCAUCAACAUGUACCCCGUCGCUUACGUCCUGCCGAAAUCAGGAAACAUUUGGAUUCACUCUCAGUACGAAUCCGUUAUCGUUGACCCCAAGACCGGGACGGAGACGCCCGACGUUGUAUUGGACUUGACGAAGGCGAACGGCCUCUUACCGCGUACUUUCCCCUUCUCCGGAACUAACUUUGUGCCCAUGUUGUCUUAUCGUGAUGACUACCGUAUGGAAUCGUGGUUGUGUGGUGGUGUUAACGGCACCUCCCCUGACGGCACACCGACCCCACGUAUGAACAACGGUAAAGAUGCCUGGUCCAACUGCCCCAACUGCGACCCCGUCAAAGUUUGCCACUGGGUCCAACUUGAAACUGCCGGCGCCAAAUUCACCGCUGAAGACAUGCCCAUCGCCCGCUCUCAACCCGCCGCCGUCAACCUGCCCGACGGCACAAUCGCCAUCCUCUCGGGCUCCGGGAAGGGGCACCAGGGCGGUGUCUAUGGGCAGCCCGUCGCGUCUCACGGUGUCCUCGAGGCUGUUAUUUUCGACCCCUCUGAGCCCGCUGGUCCUAACAGCAAGAGAUGGAGGGUGGGGGCCCCUGCGCCGGUUGGAAGGCAUUACCAUAACACCGCCCUUUUGAGGGAGGAUGGAACGAUCUUCACUGGAGGAGGUGACUCGCAGAAUGGAGACAGCUUUACCACCAUUCGUCCUGAUGAGAUGACAAUGGACGUGUACUAUCCUCCUUACACCUUCAUCCCCAACCGCCCCCAGCUCGCCCUUCCUCUAAACCCGGCCGCAGCAACCUACGGCCAAUCCCUCGUCCUCACCUUCACCACCGACAUUGCAUCCAGCAUCCAACAAGUUUCCAUUAUCCGCUACGCUUCCAUGACCCACACCGUCAAUCUCGACCAACGCCACAUCGAGUUGCCUAUACUCAAAUACGCGAAGAACAAGGUGCUUGUCAAGUUGCCCGCGUCUGCGAACAUUGCGCAGCCGGGUAACUGGAUGGUUUGGGCUGUCGACUCUCGCGGUGCCCCCGUGCAGAAGGCGGGGACGAUCAACCUCCGCGCUUCCAACACGGGCGCCGACGCUGCCUGGAACGAUGCGGAAACGAUCCCGUCCCCGACAUUCCCGGCCAAGGUCCGUGAUUCCAAGAUCAACGGCGUCAACGCCAACGCUGCGGUGAACACCGGGGCGGGAGGCUCGGCUGCGAAUGGGGGUGUGCCUGCUGGGAAUGCAACUGCUGCGGCUGGCAAGACGGAGGUCGCGAAGGGUGUGGGGGCUGUUGCGGCUAUGAUGGCGUUUGUUGCUGGAUGGGCUGUGUAAGAUGUGCUGUUGUAUAGACAUUGGUUUGUCUUUCUUUUGGACGGGCGGCAUAGCCGUCCUAGACAGUUUCUCCCUUUCCCAUUGACCUCUUUCUUUCC